Molecule: messenger RNA, 1658 nt
Organism: Austrofundulus limnaeus
Lineage: Eukaryota; Metazoa; Chordata; Actinopteri; Cyprinodontiformes; Rivulidae
Gene: rxrgb
Product: retinoid X receptor, gamma b
Biological process (GO): regulation of DNA-templated transcription
Cellular component (GO): nucleus
Molecular function (GO): zinc ion binding; sequence-specific DNA binding; nuclear steroid receptor activity
Source: RefSeq, a predicted model, not a curated record
UCAGCUCUGACGUCUGAGUGAAUGGCAUUUUGCCAGAGCCACAUCAGCUGAAACUGACGGCAUGUGGUACCCCGUGGCGUCACCUGCAACUGGAAACAGCCCUGGGAGGGAAACAAGUUACGGUCACAAUUCAACUGGGCCAAUGAGUGCAGGCCACAUUCAUCCUCCUUCUAUGGGCAGCAUGGUGGGCCACCCUUCAGUUAUCAGCACGUCACGGCCCUUACUGUCCCCCAUGUCGGGCCUGGGCUCGCCGAUGAAUGGUCUGGCAUCUCCCUACCCCGUCAUCACAUCAUCUCUGGGAUCACCUUCUGUACCUCUGCAGGCUGCCCCCAACAUGAAUUAUGGACCUCUCAACAGCCCACAGGAAAGCACUACGGCGUGUACAGCUGCGAAGGCUGCAAAGGCUUCUUCAAGCGCACUGUCCGUAAAGAUCUCACCUACACGUGUCGAGACAACAAAGAGUGCCUAAUAGACAAACGCCAGCGGAACCGCUGCCAGUACUGUCGCUAUCAGAAGUGCCUGGCCAUGGGCAUGAAGAGAGAAGCUGUGCAGGAAGAGAGGCAGCGUGGGAAGGAACGUGGGGAGAAUGAGGUGGAAUCUACCAGCAGUUUCAACGAGGAAAUGCCCGUGGACAAAAUCCUGGACGCUGAGCUGGCCGUGGAGCCCAAAACAGAAACCUACAGCGAUGGCAGCCCUGGAAACUCUACCAACGACCCCGUCACCAAUAUCUGCCAAGCAGCCGACAAACAGCUCUUCACCUUGGUGGAGUGGGCCAAAAGGAUUCCUCAUUUCUCUGAACUCCCUCUGGACGACCAGGUCAUCCUACUACGAGCAGGGUGGAACGAGCUGCUCAUCGCCUCUUUCUCGCAUCGCUCCGUCACYGUUAAAGACGGCAUCCUGUUGGCUACGGGUCUUCACGUCCACAGAAGCAGCGCCCAUAGUGCUGGAGUGGGGUCCAUCUUUGACAGGGUUCUGACAGAAUUGGUGUCUAAAAUGAAAGACAUGCAGAUGGAUAAAACAGAACUUGGCUGCCUACGGGCCAUAGUCCUCUUCAACCCAGAUGCAAAAGGUUUGUCGAACCCAUCAGAGGUAGAGGCACUGAGAGAAAAAGUCUACGCUUCGCUGGAYUCGUAUACUAAACAAAAGUACCCAGACCAGCCUGGCAGGUUUGCCAAACUGCUGCUCCGCCUCCCGGCUCUGCGCUCCAUCGGCCUCAAGUGUCUGGAGCAUCUGUUCUUCUUCAAGCUGAUCGGGGACACGCCCAUCGACACCUUCCUGAUGGAGAUGCUGGAGGCYCCGCAUCAGAUCACAUGACACGCAGUUGCCCCUCCCCCACCCCCAUGUAUAUACACCCCCCCUCCACACUGUGAGCGUCAUGGAGACCAACUAAAGAGACUUGAUUGAAAUUGUAAAAGAACAUAUUUUUACCAAGAGCAACAGAAUAUUUGAAAAUAGAAAGUAAUAUUUUGUGGUUGUGGGGAGCGUUGCACUGUCCAAGCAAAUUAUGCUAAAGUUCUUAACAGAUUUUGUAAAUAGAUAAUUUUCUGGUAAUUGUUUUUAAAAGCAACCCGUUGUAAAUGAAAGAGGAAUCAUGAGAAAAAAAAACAAAAUACAAUAAAACAAAACAAAAAACAUCCCUGCAUUUCAUAAAAAAUACA